Messenger RNA from Closterium sp. NIES-65, 1029 nucleotides. The record is from the annotation of a GenBank genome assembly. NCBI's taxonomy places the organism in Eukaryota, Viridiplantae, Streptophyta, Zygnematophyceae, Desmidiales, Closteriaceae.
AUGCUCUUACCAGGCAGGUGGGGCGAUCGGGCUGCUCGGCUGCUCGGCGGUCGGGCGGCUCGGCUGCACGGUGCUGGGCGACUCGGCUGUCGGGCGGCUCGGCUGCUGGGCGGCUCGGCUGCUGGGCGGCUUGGCUGCACGGUGCUGAGCGACUCGGCUGUCGGGCGGCUCGGCUGGUGGGCGGCUCGGCUGCUGGGCGGCGCGGUUGCUGGGCGGCUCGGCGGUCGGGCGGCUCGGUUGCUGGGCGGCUCGGCGGUCGGGCGGUCGGGCGGCUUAGCUGGCCGGCGGUUUGGCUUCUCGGCGCUGCGGGCGCGGGGCGGCGGGGCCGCAUGUGGCGGCGAGGCCGCAGGUGGUGGCGGGGCCUUAGGUGGCGGCGGGCCGCAAGGGUGGGCGGUGCCGCAGGUGGCGACGGGGCCGCAGUGGGCGACGGGGCCCCAGGUGGAGACGGGGCCGCAAAGGGGCCUCAAAGGGGCCGUAGCGGGGCCGUGCGGCGUGCUGCAUCGGCCGAUACGCGUGUUCGUGCUGUGGUACGGCGUCUUCUCCGACGCUCAGAAGCAGACGCUCCGCACCUUCGUCGCAUCGCUCAGCCCCAACGCUGACACCGCCGUCACUGUUCCAUUGUGGUGGAACAUCAACCGGCUCUACUACGACAGGGAUGGCAACCACAUAUCGCAAUCUGUGACGUGGGGCAGCGAGGUGGAGGACAGGGCGUACAGCAAGGGCAAGACGCUGCUCAAAAGCGAUAUAGAAGUCCUGCUUGGGUCGGCCAUCAGCAGCCAACAACUGCCCCACGACCCUCGUGCCGUCUACUUCCUCCUUUCGGACGAGUUUGUCGACCAGUGCCCAUCAUCCUGCCUCCCCAGUGACAUCCGCAGCGACGCGUCUCUGGCACCCACGGGUAACCCCGGCAUGGAUGGCCUUGUCUCUGUGUUCGCCCACGAGCUCGCAGAAGCUGCUUCCAGCCCCUUUGUCUCCACGUGGUUCGACGGGCAAGGCAAUGAGAAUGCCGACAAGUGCGCCUGGAAGUGA